AUGUGUGCAACUUGGCUGACACUAUUGCUCACGGCAUGGCUCUUGGGCGAAUGCCAGAGCAGUUUGCCGGAUGAAUUUGCUUCGCCGGCGACGUCGACGACGACGAGUCACGAAGCCGGCAAAGUCAACAAUGUCACGCUGACUCCGCCAGGACUCGUCGCACAGGGAAAACGGGACGAUUCCGACCGGGACUUGGAUCAGGACGACCCACUGACACCACAUGCGGCCCCAUCGUCGCAGCGGAAACUCUCGAGAGGCAAGCGUUUUGUGGCCUUUCCCCAGGGUUCAUCAGCUUCGGGCGCUGUCUGUCUGACCACCGGUGUCAUCGGCAACCCCAACCUGCUGUACCUCAGUUUAGGCAUCAAUUGGGGCGUUGCCUACGACUUGCCCAACAUCACCUGGGUGCUGCAUAAUGCCCACGGCUGGACCACAAAGAAGUCGGCCAAGGCGCAAAUCAAGCGCAGACAUCGCAGGGAGCUCUAUGGCCGCCUGGAGACAAUGAUAGACAGCCAUGAUUUAUGGUCGCCGCCAUUGAUGACUAUGAUGGAACGUGCAGACGACUCUACUCCAUUCAGUUCCACAUCCGCAUCCGAAUCUCUGGGCACAUCCUCGCAGCUGUUGCACCGGCGGUGGCAGCGAGUACUCAGUCGUCCGAAGCGCUAUCUCAGCUUCCCCGAGGGCUCCUCGCUUUCCGUGGCCGUCUGCUUCACCGUGGGCAUCAUUGGCAAUCCGUAUUACGGCUACAACAGUUUCGGCCUCAACUGGGGAGUGGCCUACGACCUGCCCAAUACCACAUGGGUCCUUCAGAGCCUGCAUGGAUUUGCCACUCAUCCAGUAGGACCGGCCAUCCUGCGACGGAGGUCCAGGAGCGCCAUCUCAAGGAUGGAGACCAUUGUCGAUAACAUGGGCUACAAUGGACGGGAUUGUAUCUUGAGAACCCUCUGCGAGAGUCGUCAGUACUUCCAGCGCACCAAGAUGAGCAUGGUGGGCGAGAUGCUUCGCACUAUAUUUAGCUUGCCGAAGCAGAGAAUUUUCACCCGGGUGCACGAGAAUUCGGAUAUCUUCCACUACGACCAGGCAUAUCGGAAUGCCCACAGCGACGACUGUACCCAGUACGACUGCCACUUCUCGUUAUUGGAACUGGCCUUUGGGAAAUACACAACCCCACCAAAAAAUUAUUACGCCUAA
Molecule: messenger RNA, 1188 nt
Organism: Drosophila suzukii
Lineage: Eukaryota; Metazoa; Arthropoda; Insecta; Diptera; Drosophilidae
Source: RefSeq, a predicted model, not a curated record